Messenger RNA from Zonotrichia albicollis (white-throated sparrow), 548 nucleotides. RefSeq names its product RAB33A, member RAS oncogene family (gene RAB33A). The record is from RefSeq and is a predicted model, not a curated record. Gene Ontology annotation, molecular function: GTPase activity; GTP binding. Gene Ontology annotation, biological process: Rab protein signal transduction. Lineage: Eukaryota; Metazoa; Chordata; Aves; Passeriformes; Passerellidae.
GACCCCGCGCUGGAGCCCUACGUGCAGACCCGCAUCUUCAAAAUCAUCGUGAUCGGAGACUCCAACGUGGGCAAGACGUGCCUGACCUUCCGCUUCUGCGGGGGCACCUUCCCCGGCAAGACCGAGGCCACCAUCGGCGUGGAUUUCCGCGAGAAGACGGUGGAGAUCGAGGGGGAGCGCAUCAAGGUGCAAGUGUGGGACACAGCUGGCCAGGAGAGGUUUCGGAAGAGCAUGGUGGAGCACUACUACCGCAACGUGCACGCUGUGGUCUUCGUGUACGACGUGACCAAGAUGAGCUCCUUCACCAACCUCAAGACGUGGAUCGAGGAGUGCAACGGGCAUGCGGUGCCCCCGCUCGUCCCCAGGGUGCUCGUGGGGAACAAGUGUGACUUGAAGGACCUGAUCCAGGUGCCAUCCAGCCUGGCCCUCAAGUUCGCCGACGCUCACAACAUGCUUUUGUUUGAGACCUCGGCCAAGGACCCACAGGAAAGCCAGAACGUGGACGCGAUUUUCAUGUGCCUGGUGUGCCGGCUGAAGGCGCAGCGCUC